ACAUUCCUCGUGGACUCAACAAAAGCGCGGACGUGGCCUUACCAGAAGUGGAGAACCUAACUGUCACCGCCAUCGCCGAUGAUUACUUCACGCUGUCUUGGAAACCACCACUGGGCUCCUUUCACAGCUACGUUGUUCAAGUCGUUCUAGAAAAUAUUGACGAGAUCAAUGAUACUAAACCCAAAGAGCAGACCGUCGGGUCGUGCCUGCCAGUGAACUUUAUGAACGAGGACCAGACUAGUAUUACCUGCAACAACGUCUCGGCUUGCAGCAACGUGACUGUGACCGUGCACACGCAGAACAAUGAAACGCGUCCACGCAAGUCGCCGGGGGUUUCAGUACCUGUGUUUCUUCAUGGCGGAGCCCCUGAUGAAUUCAGCAUUCAUCGACUCUAUUAUGACUUCACAUCAGUGGGUAUCUUGAUCGACGCGUCAAACGUAAGUAGCUGCCAACUAGGUGCAUGCUACGUGCAGCUACAAGACGCAGCAUCAAGAGGGGAAAAACUGCAGUGCGUUGCAGCCUCUAAAACUCAACGUCUUGUCUAUCUGAGAGGCCUCCAAACCGGAAAGCCUUACAAAUACAGAGUGUCUUUGCAAAACCCGUAUAACUUGAAGGAAGCCACGAGAGACGUCAUAGUGAUAGCUCAAUCCUUUACAUGA
Messenger RNA from Rhipicephalus microplus (southern cattle tick), 659 nucleotides. RefSeq lists its product as uncharacterized. Gene Ontology annotation, molecular function: protein binding. The record is from RefSeq and is a predicted model, not a curated record. NCBI's taxonomy places the organism in Eukaryota, Metazoa, Arthropoda, Arachnida, Ixodida, Ixodidae.